Molecule: messenger RNA, 9347 nt
Organism: Nomia melanderi (Alkali bee)
Lineage: Eukaryota; Metazoa; Arthropoda; Insecta; Hymenoptera; Halictidae
Source: RefSeq, a predicted model, not a curated record
AAGUCCCGAAAAGAGGCUUCCACCAAUCAGGAUGAUCGGUGCUAUGCCAGCGGUGGCAGUUCGCCACGAACGUAAGCGACAGGAAAAGAGAUUAAAACGCCCUAGUCAACUUUACCUAGGAGCUCAAUGGAUGCCACCGCCUCAAGGUUCGCCGCCAACUCCUAGUCCUCACGGUCACAACAGUCACUUGGAACCACUACCAGAGUUGUAUCUCUGUGGCAAGAUAUCGGGACUACAUGCGGUGGUUGUAUGCCUAUUGUUGGGUGCAGUGGUAUUAGUUGUUGGUCUAGUCCAACUCGUACCAGGAGCGACGACCACGGAUCAUAGACUUGCACUGCUUGUAGCGGGUGCACUUCUGCUUCUUCUUGGUAUUAUUCUAGCUGGCGUAAGAUGUUACGUCUUGCACUGUGUACCCUUACCGACGGAAUCACCCGCAGCAACUCCAUUUCCGCCCCCGGCUAACGAGCAAUCUGGACUUCCAAGAGGUACUCUAGAUCUGCUAGUCGGGCAUCAAAAUCAACCGGAGACCGAUGCCCUUAUGCACCCCGAACACCAUCAUCAACAUCACCAUCACCAUCACAGCAACUAUAAGAAAAAACGAAGCUCCCAUGGGUCCCACUCCGACGAAGCCUAAUGAUCGAUGGCACAGUUCUGACGAAUUAAUCGGGCUCCAGUCCGUCAGCGAUGAAAACGAAUUACGCUGGCAACUAGAGGCAGAACUACGUGUCGUUUCAGACCAAAUUAAAGAGAGAUCUCAAAGUAGAUGAAACAUUUGGAAAGGAAACUGAGGUAACCUAGUGAGAGACGGUUCUGUAUCCUCUAAUAGUCUGUACGUGUACAUUAUACCCGAUUCUUUUAUCAUUUGUAACUUUCUAUAUAUGUAUAUAUACAUGCAUAUACGAUACUUAUCGUCAACGUGUACUCAGCUUGACACGACGCUGAGGAAAGUGCACUUUUCUAUCUUGUCUCUCUUCGAUACCACUUUAUAGACCACCGUUAUUUCAUUGGUGCGUAAGAAUUUUCAUACCGAGACAAUGUAUGAAAACCGAGGCGUCUUGUGCGUCACGCGGUAAUUAAGUACUUACGGAAGUUGCCCAGCGUUACGCAACAUUAUUCGAAUAAAAGGAAUGCGAGGGAGAUUUCUUCGGGUAUUCUUUCGAGUCUGCUUGUCGUAACUGUGUAAGCUGAUAAUCGAUAGGAGGAAGGUUAUUAAGAAUUUUGCAUAUGUUUUAAUGUGAAUUCAUGAACGUCCAGGAUAUUAAUCAUAGAAUUUUACUUGUACUUCAGAGUAUCACUUCUUUGAUAAAGAAGUUUCAUAUAAAUCUUGUUAAGGAACUUUUUCCGACGGUAACGGAAUUGAAUCAAGGUACAAAAUGAGGAAAUUUUUGACGUACACCUUGCAUGUGAACGAUACUCGUUACCGCUAUGGGAAAAAGAAUGACUCUUUCUGAGAAACAAUGAGAAAACUGUCCAAAAACAUAUUGUAUGAAAUGCGUACAUCGCGGUGUCGCAUCGUAUGAACAGAGUCUCUCGUGCGAUCAAAGCGGCGCGUUCUACAUGGCCAGACAGAACGGAAAGGUGGAAAGUAUAGAUUUUCAUUAAUGAUUUAAGAAGCGUUGAUAUUCAGAACGCAAGAAUAUAAAGGUCCAGCGAAAGGGGCAACAAUGCAAGAUGCAAGGAAACAAAGAUCGGUAAAUCGUGCCGUCGAAUUCGAUAGUAAAGUUGGAGAAGGAUGUUAACACUCUGAAAUCCGGAAACUGAUGUUUGCGUCUAUGUUCAGCCGUAGUUUACAGAUCGAGAGGACAGAUUCAGAUUUUGAUGCGGUACGAUGACAAUGCCCCCUCAUCUUAUCUGAUCUUAUCUCAUCUGCUCGUUUCUCUCGAGAAGCUAUUAUAACGUGUCGGUAAUAACGCCGAGGGUACCGGUCUUCAAGGUGUUAAGCAUGAUUUCACGUGCCAAUACUAUUGAGUUUACGACACCGUCAGAGAAUUAUACCGUAGUCUUCUGAACAUCCUCCCUUCUUUGUGCUCUCUUGUUCCAUAGCUUGGUGCGUGUUGAUCGUAUACCUAUUUGAAGAAAAUGUAGGUUAGGGUAUGGCGUUAAAAAGUUAAAAAUUUAAAAGGGAUGGCCUAGCGUCGAUAGGUUUACUAUGAAGAAUCGUGGGCAUUUUCCAAAUUUCGGGGACGUAUUUUAUUUAGCGAACCUAACUGGAUUAGAAAAUUAUUAUUUCUAUGUACGUAUCUGCUACUUGGAAUCUUGUACUGAGACAGACAAUUAUAGACAUUCUCUAACAAAUUAUUCAAGGGCAUGUCGAAAUAAUCAAAAAGGUCUAGCAAUGAAAUUUGCAAGGUGUCUACGAAAGAGAACUCUAUCCAGCACUUUUUCGAUAGUUACUAAUUGUUUUUCUACUAUGACAUGAAAUAAUUUCGACACGGAAGUAUCGAAGGAACUUUGAUAGAAAAUUUAUUCGCAACUGAUUAAAUGAAUACGCUCUUGAUAAUUACAAGGGCCUCGAAUCAAAGUAUUCAUUGUUAUCUCUAUGUGUUUUUGAUUAUUUUACAAAUCAAUGAUUUUUUAAUAUAAAAUUACUGUUACGAAAGGAAAAGAUAAAAAUCCUAAAGUCUUCAUAUUCUACGCACAGAAAACUUCAUUUAUAAAUGUACUGCUUGUAAAUAAGCUGCUUCCUAUUCGAAAUUUCUUUAGUCAUUUCAAAUUUAUUCAAGACAUUUUAGGUUUUUCAUAAGUAUUUCGGUAAAGUAUACAUUGUCGUAGAACAAUUUGGGUACACGGAUUUAUGAAAAAUAGUCAUAAAUUGAUCUGUUCGAAAUUUCUUUAGUCAUUUAUCAUUUAUUCGAGGCGUGUUAGGUUUUCCAGAAGUAUUUCAGUAAAGUAUACAUUGUCGUAGAACAAUUUGGGUACACGGAUUUAUGAGAAAUAGUCAUAAAUUGGUCUGACCGAAAGCAGUACAUAAAGGACAUAAUUGAUGUCUAAAACGAGCAUAACUCAUACUCGCCUUCUGUUUAACUCGAAUUUUCCAUAUGUUUGAUAUUUUUUAAUAAGCACUUUCAUUUUUCGUUGAUUCAUCUUGGUAUAAACACGAUUCACGCAAUUUUCAUAUUUAAUAAAGAUCUUAGAUCUUAACCUAUAUAGUUUGUAUGGGGAAACUAAAGUAUUUACAGCGUUGCGUCCCACUACCUGUUAAACCUCGCUAGAGUACCCAAAAGUCGUAACAAAUGCUGAUCGAUUUUCCACCUAUUCACUGCAUUAACAAAUUCAACAUUUCAAUUAGUACCUCCGAAUAACUAUGCUUUGUUAUAUCCUUUCAUCAAUGCCACAUAAUAUCGUUGAAAAUGAAAGUAUAAUGGAACAAACAACCAUGUAAAAAGAAUUGAUGAUAAAACACAGACCAAGUAACAUAAGCAUUAAACAAUUUCAGAGAAUAUAGUAUCUUUUAUGAUCAAUACAUUUUACUAAAAUAAAACACAUAUGAAAAUGUUAUUACCCAUAUCUCUUCAAAUUCAUUAUUUAUGAUUUUUCAUUAUUGCAGUUAAUUGUUUUAUAUUUAUGUCAAUAUGUGUGUGUAAAUAUAAAUAUGUAUGUAUAAUAUAUUAUUAUUUAUAGUUCUUACAUAAAAUUCAUUAUUUUUAAUAAAAGUUAGAAAUAGAAUUGAAUCACGAAUUAUCUUUCUGUAAGGACAUUGAGAAUUUUUUCUAAUUUGACUUUCAGAAAGCAAUUUGUUUUACCGAAUAUUUUUAAAUUUAAUAAAGAUCGUAGCUUACUACUAUAAUUGUACAGUAGAAUGUUUGGCAACCAGAACAAUUGAAUAACAACAUUUUUCGAAAUAUAUUAAUUUAUUUAAACUCCUUUAACAGUAAUUAACUUUUCGCAUUAUAUUCAAUCUCUAUCAUUCAAUCCUAAACAAACCCAAUAAUAAUAGUAAUGGUAAUAAUAAUAACAGGGAACUUUUCCAUAUCACGGUAAAAGUGAUAUAUGUGAUUGAGUUUUCUGCUUCGGUGGAGAGAAACAUCUUAGUCAAGGAGGAGGAGAUUAGAGGACAAACAGACUAAAUACAAAGACCUUGUGGAUGAGCUACACAAGGUGAAGCGGGGAUAUUCAAUCAAACGGGUUGUUCUUAUAAUCAGGGUGAUCGGGAGAAUGAGGCCUUCGCUAGACCAAAAUCUAAAGAUCAUUCCGGCCUGCCAGAAAUACGCUAUCGCUCUUGCAGGCCAAAUGAAGAAAGCGAUCAUCCUGGGUUCGUUUCGUUUACUCACGUUACAGGAUUUAAACUCCGAGUUAUGAUAGUUGCUUAUCCUGAGAAACUGGUGAGCGCUGUGGCAGUAAAAUCGCCUGACACAAGCCGGCCUGGCUGGUCAGAGUCUAGAGAGGUCGGUCAGAUAAUCUCAUUUAAUGGGAAAAUAAUGAUAAUUAUAAUUUCAGUCCUUUUUCAGAAAAGAACAAUAGCGAGUACUUUGCAACUUGGUUUAACUUGUUUCACGGGGAAUAAACCAUCCAUCAUAUAGAUACGAAAUAGUAAAAUAAUAAUAAUAAUAAUAAUAAUAAUGAUAACAAUAAUAGUAACUGCGCGAAAAAUAGGUAUUUGUUCACAAAACAGCCGACCAAUAACAACAUGUAUAACAGAAGAACGAGAAGGAUGUAGGAAAAGCAACCGAGAAUGCAAAGAAUAUGUAAUAAUAGUGUCAUAAUGAAUCAAGCAACGAAGGAACACAGUAAUCUUCACGUAACGCACAUAGUUAACUGAGUCAGUAUCACAUAACUGGCCCACAAAAACAUUACAAAUAUACAAAAUACAUCCAAAAAACCAAGAACUUUUUAACACAGUAAUGAAAACAUGGAGGAUAACAAUAUCUCUAACAACAGAUGCACAACAUACAACAAUAGAUAAAAGGAAAUAAAUAGAGGUGUUUUCGAAGGAGAUUCUCUUAACGCCUUCUGGUUCAGUACAUGUAUGAACCCCCUAUCCAAUGCUCUAAAUGAAACCACAUACGCUUCAAUGUUAAGAAAAACAAAGUAACAAACUAUAAAAUAAACUGUCUGUUAUAUAUAUGGCGACAAGGAAUCUAUGCAGUCACAAAAGAACACUUAACGAGAAUGAUAAAAACAAUAGAAAUGAUCUCCAAUAGUCAUUAAAAUGGAAUUCCGAACAAACAAAUGCAAAACUGAAACAACGCAGGAAAAGUUAAUUAAUGAAACAAUAAAUAGCAUAAGUAACGAUGAAAAAUAAAAAUACUUGGCUUUCCAUUAAUUAAAAGAAAGCUGCAAAACACUUAUAAAAACCGCUUAAAAGCACUAAAGAAAUCCCAAUUAACAGCAAAGAAUCUCCUUAAAACCAUAAACAGCUAUGCCAUACUGAUACUCAACUGAUACUCAACUAUUACUUUGGGGUCAUCAAGUGAACACAGACGAACCUACGUAACAUUGAAAUAACCACCUGAGGAAGAUUAACGAAACACAAAUAACGUCAUCCAAAUUCAUGUAAGAAACAAGUCACAAUAAACGGAAAAGAAGGGAUAAAAGGACUCAUAGCAUACAAACACUGUAACUAAACCAAAUUAAUACAAAUAGAACAUAUUUUCACGUGAGAAACAACCAAGUACAUAAACUAAUAAAUGUGGCUGAUAAAACAAAUGAUACACGAGGAAACACGGAUAGAAUAAAAAUAAAAGGGAAAAACUGGGCAAAUAAAAAAUUACACGCAAAACAUCUACAUAUUACGAACGAUUAUAACAUAGACAAAGUACACACCUACAAAUGGUUACAAACAGGACAAAUAUAUUUAGAAACCAAAGAAUUCAUUAUAACAAUCCAAGACCACAUUACAGCUACACAAAAUAAUCGUUAGUACAUUAUGAAAUAUACCAUAAUACCAGACGACAGUUGCAGAAAAUGUCAACAAACAAACGAAAAAAUAGUAGAUUAUAUUAUUGGAGAAUACAAACUACUUACAGGAAUGAAAUAUACAGGAAGACACAACCAAGCAGCAAAAAUAAUGUAUCAACCAAUAACGAAUAAAUAUAAACUAAUCGCACUAUAAAUACACACAAAUUACAGCACUCAAAAAUAACCAAUACAAAUUAUAUUCGAACAUAACAACAAAUACAAAUAAAACGACACUAUACAGUAACACUGCAACAUAAAAUUGAAAAGGUUACAUUCAUCAUAAAUAUUACCAUAUCGAUACAUAAACAUAACAGCUAAAUAUAAAACAAAUGGACAAAUAUUCACUAUUAGUAAAAGAAAUAGAAAAAAUAUGGAAACAAACAUAAAUGAUAAUAACCCUACUUAUCAUAUCUGCAACCGGUAUACAAUAACAUCCAAGACAUUUAUGUAAAACAUCAAGCAACUCCAGUCAGACAGGAACUUACAUAAACAAAAGAAGAGUAGAGUACCUUGAACCUUAGUUUAACCCAUUUCAAUUGACCUAAAAUUAUCGUCACGAAAAACAUGUAACUAACAAAAGGAAACGUGUACAGUAAAUAUUAGGUCCACAACAAAUUUCCUUAUAAAUACCCGGCAGUCACACCUAUAUAGCGCGCGAUUGGGAAGAAAUUCACCUUAACAAAGAAUUCAAUGAUCGAGUAAUGCAAUUUAACUUGAAGUUAUAUAUUCCGACAAGAUUAAUAUUAAUUUAAUGAUGGAACUUUAUUUAUUUCACUUUAGUAAUGUUCCAUUGUCUGAUUCAAAGUAGUACGAGAAUCGCUAUGGACACAAAACGAAACUGCAGACGGUUAUAGUAAAAUUUGAUAUCCACAAGUAUAAAAUGUUUCAAAUAGAAAAAGUGAAAAAUCUAAACAACAUGAAUAUUCAUGGAAUCAUAAGUAUAUACGUAAGUAUCUCGAUUUUGGAGAAAACAUAACAAAUAAAUGCAGGCACACAAAAUCACACCGAAAACAAUAUACAAAACAACAACGAAUUUCUGAAUUUGAAACAGAGAUCACAGAAAAUCUUUUUAAAUGAAUAUUUGGAAACGUUAAUGUUUUGACACGAAUAAAAACCGAUAAAAUACAAGGAACACAUGUUAUAAUACUUCCACAUCAUGGACGUUGACUCUGUUAGGCAACAGUAAAAGUAUCAAGAAGCUAUACACUAUCUAACGUAAUCACAGAGAAUCGUCGUUGCAAUACAUAUAAAGGAAUAGCAUAAGUAUAAAAGAAAAUACACAACAAGCAUUAUAAUAUUACGUUGACAAUUUUAUUCGCGAUUUUACCUUUCUUAAACGUAAUUAUUUAUUAAAAUACAAUUAAUAUAUAAUACUUAUAUUCAUCAAUUCUUCAAUACUACAACGGUAACACUUGGCUAUGGUUCAAUCAAAAUACGUGGAAAAAUGCGUUUUAACAUUCUGAAAUUCGGAAAAUUAUUUUCCAGCCAAGGAAUCAUGUAACGAUACAAAGAAAUGGGACAAGCAUUGUCGCAUCACAGAAUGUCGCCUUUGUGUAAUCGUUGACAUUGAUCAAGUUACCAGUUAUUCAUCUACACCAGAGAUCUCGGGAUGCCUCCCCUCAAGCGAGUGACUCUCAACUAGCGGUUUCUUUAGUAUUGCUACUCUGGAAGCUACCAAGACUGUGUAAGUACGCGGGCAGCUCUAUGUGGUAUUCAGUACAAGUAGGUGAAAUUAGGUAUGGAAAGGGUAACUCUCGCCUACCAGAUCGUGGGGGGAAAAACCUUAGGUAAGAAACGAACUCCCAGUUCGGCAUCUUUGAUUCAAAUACACUACCACCAUUUUCAUCUAAUUGCUAGUAAAUAUUACUUUUAAUUUACUAGCAAUCAAAAAGUCGUGAAUGUAGUUGCCAACCUAACAACAACAAUAAUAAUGAACACAUAAGGAUAGAAUACACAUUUGAAUGACUGUAAGGCCCGAUACAAUUAUCAGUCCGUUUUCGACCUGGUUACGCUCCGUUCAAAAUUCUUUCCUUGUAUAUUGCUAGAAAAACUAUAGACCACGUAGUAGCAGGGUGCAAAGUAGUCGGAGAAAUAGCACACCUGACCAAUCACAGUGCAGUAAUAGAAAUCAUAAUUAUGCAUCUGAGAAAACUGUAGACUAUAAAUAAUUUAUAACUAUUCAAAUGACCGACAAAUCCAAUAAAAAUUAUUUGUUGCUUAGCUCGAACUAAUUUCAGAUGUAAAUUAUCAUACAUCCUGAAAAUUUUCUCAUGAUAAUAAUCAUUUUUCAGAUUUGUUUAUAAUAUCUAUAUUAAGUAUUAGCAAAAAUUUACAAAACUGAAUGUAACAUUUAUACUAUGUUUGUAAAACGUAAAAAAUAAUGUCAGUGAAAAGAUACAAAAAUACAGUAGGGUAUCUCGUAUUUGAACGCAUAGGAAAACGAAAGUGUUUGAAUAAAGGAUUUUUCAUGUAGAACAAUGUCUUUUCUGAUACCUAGAUAUCAUUUAUAUAAAUAAAGAUCAUGAAGACUGACAAUAUGUACAAAUAUUUAUGAUCUCAUAUCACUUUGACUAUGAAAUUACAUAAAUAUAAGAAAUUAUAGGUUAAACUGUCUAUUGCUAGAAGACACUAUUUGAAUAUGGAACGUAAAAUGUUUAGAUAUCGGUGGAAUAUUCAAAUGUAAUAGUCGUACGGGUAUGGGCUCUACUGUAGGAUAUUAGUUUCGAAAGAAAUAAAGAAAUAAUAGGAAUAAGACAAAUAAGUGACAGUAAUAUAAAGCAGUUUUUGAAACACUGAGAUGCUACUGUAUUUACUUCAUAGAUCUCCAAUAGAUCUCGAAUAGGUCUGCAUUUAAACACGUACAUACUGCUAUAAAAUCAAUUAUUAUAAAAACUUAUUCGCUGUAUUAUCGUAAAUAUUUUCAAGAAAAUUUCUCAGACAUAUUUAUGCAUACAUACAGAAGACAAGCAAACAUUAAAAAAAAACAAUAAUUAGAAAAAUAUUGAUAUAACAAUAGUACUUGUGAUUUGGUAACCAAAUUCUCGCAUGCUCGUCAUAUUACAGAAGUGUGAAUUGAAAUAUUAAUAAUGCUGAUAUAUUUUAUAAACUUGAAAACUUACUUACUUUUCUACUAUGAGUUUCAUUAUCACGACUUUAAUGAAAGAACUCUCCUAAAUCAUAGUAAAAGUGUUUAUUUCGUUUUGUUUCAUACAUUCAUGAAUUGUAUUACAAAUUCAUCAAAUCUGCAUUCUACUUAUAUAAAAUAUACAGGAUGUCUUAUUUUAAUAUUUUGUGACAACUAUUUCGAAAAAUAUGAAGAUGCAAUAUAUUUUUCCAGUAAAAGUUUUGUCAUAUGAAGUGAGACAAAUUAUAAUUACGUUGAUUUAUUUUAUUAGUUUAAAUUCGAUUUAAAAUUUUUAAACGAGAACAUAUAUUUUGUUACGUAUGUU